Molecule: messenger RNA, 1437 nt
Organism: Ricinus communis (castor bean)
Lineage: Eukaryota; Viridiplantae; Streptophyta; Magnoliopsida; Malpighiales; Euphorbiaceae
Exons: 3
Coding region: 327-1019 (230 amino acids)
Source: RefSeq, a predicted model, not a curated record
AAACCAAGAAAGAGGAAAUAUAGUAGCAGGAGCAGGGAGCAUCAUUAGAAGAUCUGUUGGUCCUCAUUUUCGCAUUUUUGUGACAAGAAGUGUCAAUCGACAUACCCACUUUCUGGAUCCAAUAACUAGCAUCUCAUUUCCAACAUACCCUUUUCAUCAAUUUCACCACUCACUCGCUCUCUCUUGAAUUCAGUUCAUUCAUCACAUCUUACUCACUUACUUUGAUACCAUUAUUCAUCUCUUGAAAAAGAAAAAGGAAAGCCAUCACAUUAAAAUUCUUCUUCAUUUUGAUAUAAUUUAGAUUACAUAUAGAAUAGAUUGUACAAAUGGAUAAGAGCUUCACUGCUGAAGAUCUAUCCACGAUCGGAGGAAUCGCAACAGUUUCGCUUCUUCAUUCAUUCAUUCCAACGCAUUGGCUUCCCUUUUCCAUUGUCGGGCGUGCCCAGAAAUGGACUCUCUCCAGAACCCUCCUUGUUACGGCAUUUGGGGCAGUUUUGCAUGUAAUAUCUACUUCACUUCUUGGUAUAACAGCAAUCACCAUAACAAACACAAUUGCUGGGGAAGAAACUGUUCAUAAACUCGCUUCACUUUUGCUUGUAAUUCUUGGUGGUAGUUACGUAUUAUUGUUUCUCUCUGGAAAGGGUGGACACAGUCAUUCUCACAACCAACCAAUGGAAAAAAUGGCUGUCGCAGGGCUCGUCCUUGUUCCUGCAUUAUCCCCUUGUGCUACCACACUUCCAGUUUUUCUUGCUGUUGGAAAUUCAUCCUCCAUGAUGGUGCUUGCUAUCAUAGUGCUACUAUUCAGCACUAUAACUGUGAUGACCUCACUGGUGGCUCUAUCAUUCUAUGGUGCUAGCCAGCUCAAGUUUCAUUGGGUGGAGCGAUAUGACAAACUUCUUGUGGGUUCAGUUUUAUGUUUGGUAGGAGUCUUGACACUAAUUUUCCAUGAUCAUGAUCAUGAUGGAGAUGGAGGUUUGUCAGGAGAGCAUUUGCAUAGGAAAAUCAUUCAAUCUCUAUAAGUACUCUUAUUAUGGUGUAGUAUUGUAUUUUGGUAUAGUAUCUUAGGUUUGUAGGGUAUCCUCUUCUGGUUCAACAAGGCAUUGGCUGCAAAACGACCGGAUGAUUGUGAGUAAAUGGGGUAUUGAAUUUGUUUUGUUGGAGUUCAUUCUUAUAAUAUAUAGUCCUUCUGUCUUUUGUCUGCCUCUGUUUUUCUGCAUGCAUGCAUGAGCUCUAAUCUUGUGUCUUGAGCUCAUUUGCUUCAGAAACACUAGUCCAUGGUGUUUCUCUGCUAUGAAGCAGGUAGAGGCUGUGGAAAUUCUGUACCGUCGCAUUCUUCCGAUUGCCUCUUGAUUUCAAGUCCUGAAACUUGAUCAUUUUAUUAUGUUAGACACUUAGAAGAUGUUAAAUUAACGAAAUGAAUUUGGCUUUGUAUCCCUA